AUGAGAAAGACAUUGAAGGAAGAGGAGCUGGAGAAAGAGACAGAGGAGCCCAGACUGGCUGUCAAGAGGAGAAACAGUAAAGAAUUCAACCCUCCCAACAUCAAACCCAGACUCCAGCCCCGCCCCUCUGAGCUGAGACUGGUGCUGCUGGGCAGGACUGGUGCUGGGAAGAGUGCAGCAGGAAACACCAUCCUGGGCUCAGAAGAGUUUCCCUCCAAAGCCAGCAGCUCCGCGGUCACUCAGGAGAGCCGGAAGAGGACGGAAGUGUCCGGGAGAUGGGUGACUGUAGUGGACACUCCAGACUGGCUCCACACUGGACUGUCUGAGGGGGACAGGAGACAGGAUGUGGGGCUCUGUGUUAACUUGUCUGCCCUGGGACCCCAUGCCUUCCUCCUGGUGACCCCGCUGGGCCGAUCCACAGGGGAGGAGAAGAGGACACUGGAGAUAUUCGGGGAGAAGGCCCUGGAACACACCAUUAUCCUGUUCACCCACGCUGAUGAGCUGACCAGCAGGACGCUGGAGGAGUUUGUGCACACAGGCAGCAGGGAGCUCCAGUGGCUGCUGGGAAAGUGUGAGAACAGGUAUCACGCCCUCAACAACAAGGACAGGGGCGCCACUCAGGUCACAGAGCUGCUGGAGAAGAUAGAGAAGCUGGUAGCAGGAAACAAGGGCAGCUACUACAGCAGUAAGAUAUACCAGGAGGCCAAGUCCCAGAUCAGACAGGGGCAGCU
This is a messenger RNA of Lepisosteus oculatus (spotted gar), 731 nucleotides long. The record is from RefSeq and is a predicted model, not a curated record. NCBI's taxonomy places the organism in Eukaryota, Metazoa, Chordata, Actinopteri, Semionotiformes, Lepisosteidae.